AUGGCCAUCACAACUCCAUUCCAGACACAAUUUGCCGUACCUAUGACAUGUGAAGCAUGUGUAAAAGACAUUCAAGGGUCAUUAUCUAAACUGAGCGGGAUACAAAAAGUUGAAGCAAGUCUCAAGGAUCAACUUGUCACUAUUGAAGGAACAACUGCGCCUUCGGAGAUUGUACGGGCGAUUGAGGAGACGGGGCGAGAUGCGAUAUUGAGGGGUUCGGGAGGUGGUACUGAUGGAGCAGCUGUGUGUAUUCUUGAGACACAUGAUAUGACGGUAUCGGAUAAGGUGCGAGGGUUGGUGAGGAUGGUGCAGGUUUCUCCUUCAUUGACGUUGGUGGAUUUGACGAUUCGGGGAUUGCAAGAGGGGACGUAUUGGGCUACUGUUAGAGAAGCGGGAGAUAUUUCUAAUGGAGCGAUAUCUACGGCGGGUUUGUGGAAGGGGGAUGAUGAGAGUACACCUAAAGGUGUGUUUGGUACAGUGAGUGUGGGGACGAAUGGUGUGGGAAGUGUGUUUUUGGACAAGCCUAUUCAGAUAUGGGAGAUGAUUGGGAGGGGAAUGGUAGUAUCGAGACAACAUGAGGGAGACAGGAAGUUUGAGAGGAAUGAUGAGAAUACACUCGUGGGGGUGAUAGCACGGAGCGCAGGUGUGUGGGAUAAUGACAAGACGGUUUGUUCUUGUUCGGGCAAGACAUUGUGGGAGGAAAGGAAGGAUGAGGUCAGCAAAGGCAUGCUCUGA
Molecule: messenger RNA, 735 nt
Organism: Sclerotinia borealis F-4128
Lineage: Eukaryota; Fungi; Ascomycota; Leotiomycetes; Helotiales; Sclerotiniaceae
Source: the annotation of a GenBank genome assembly